Messenger RNA from Stegostoma tigrinum, 5119 nucleotides. RefSeq names its product PHD finger protein 24 (gene phf24). The record is from RefSeq and is a predicted model, not a curated record. The transcript is spliced from 10 exons. NCBI's taxonomy places the organism in Eukaryota, Metazoa, Chordata, Chondrichthyes, Orectolobiformes, Stegostomatidae. The coding region runs from base 1218 to 2420 and encodes 400 amino acids.
UCUCUCCCUAUUUAUUCCAGUUCCCUCCCCCCAUCCCCCUCUCUGAUGAAGGGUCUAGGCCCGAAACGUCAGCUUUUGUGCUCCUGAGAUGCUGCUGGGCCUGCUGUGUUCAUCCAGCCUCACAUUUUAUUAUCUUGGAAUUCUCCAGCAUCUGCAGUUCCCAUUAUCUCUGACAGUAUAAAUACUCACCCUUCGAUGCCAACAGCCAUUUUGAGUGCGAGCAGCAGCGGAGGCCAGACGGACCCGGAAGGAAAGCAGUGACCAUAUAUAUCAGCAAGGAUAAGGACAUCACUGGUUAGGCAGCACUUACUGCCCAUCCCUAAUUGCCUGGAGGGCAGUUCAGAGUCAACCACCUUGUUGUGGAUCUGGAGUUACAUGUGGGCCAGAUCAGCUCAAAUAAUUGGAGGAGAGUACCGGAGAGGAGCUGAGGAGCGUUGGAAUGGUGAUUGGCCGUUCAUUUGAGGAGGAUUGACUGCCAGGGUUAGGAGCGAAGACCUGAGAAAUGACAUUGUGACUGGAAGCACGGUGCAGACGGGCUGAACGGCCUCCAUACUGUUGCUGUCAGAUUCUGACCUUCUUGCCUGGUGACCCUGGGGGCUGGAAAUGAACGUGUUGGUGAGGGGAGGGGGCGUGGGCAAACAUGAACCCCGUACUGUCGCCCCCUAUGAAUAUUCGCUCACACACAGCCAGUUCAGUCAGAUGGGGGUUGGGGGACUGGAUCCGGCUGCAGUGAAAUUGGGAUCUUCCCUCCGCCGCAGUCAUCGCUUUUGCCGUGAGCAGUGUCAGUGCGGGAGUGCACGGAGCUAACACUUCAUCAGUGUUUUGCAGAGAAACAGGGAGAGGGAGGUAACGUUUCUGCAAUUGGAAAACACCUCCCUCCAUUUGGAAUCGGUACAGGCUGAUCCCCAACUUGGAUAUAAAGCUGAAGCAGAAACAGGGCGGUUCAAAAGGCAUCCCCCCCUCCCCAUCCCAUUCCUUCAGAUCCCGCAGAACGGGAGCUACCUUUUAAUCGGUCGAAAGGAGACAGCAGAAUCAUAUUCGCUUGGCUCAGCCCUGCAGGAUCGGACAGGACGAGAAAGCGAGCUGUGGCUAAAGUAAUUUCAUGCUGAAUCCACAACAUUGAUGAGAUGAUGGUGUAACUGAGUAAUUUGUCCAGCCUUUAUAGACACAUGAUGAAGUAGAGUAGAUCUCAGUGUGUGCUGCCUCUCAGGCUGACAAUGGGGGUUCUAAUGUCCAAGAAGCAGACGGUCGAGCAGGUGCAGAAGGCCAGUGUGGUGGUGUCGGCCUUCAAAGAUGGGCUGAAGGACAAGGGAUCAACCAGGAAUCGGGCUGAGCUGAUCCGGAGAAAGCCGGAGGUUGAGGAGAGCAGUCAAGAUCAGGACAAGGAAGUGGCUGGAGGAUCGGAGGCCAAGACACAGGAGGCAAAGAGGAAUCAGGCAGCUUGGGAGAGGCUGAGGGAUGGCAAAGGAGUUGAGCCCGAGGAGCUGGAAUGGAAUGGCCGGGCUACUCCACCGGCCUUCAUUCGGCCCAAGAGACAGCUUGGAGAUGAUGAGUCGGUUGAUAUUAACCUGCAUGAGAAAGAUGAGGUAGUCAAUGAUGAAAUGUGCGACGUCUGUGAGGUCUGGACAGCAGACGACCUUUAUCCCUGCAGGAUCUGCACCCGGGUCUUUCAUGAUGGCUGCCUGCGACGUAUGGCCUGCCUAAGCCCCAGCAGCAUCCAGGAGCUGAAGGAACUGGCCCACACUACAGUGGGCUGGAGCUGCCAAUACUGUGAUAAUGUGAACCUGCUGCUGACAGAUGAGGAGAUGUUUAGUUUGAAGGAAGUUUUCCGACAAUGCAGGAUCAUCCCAGAGUCCUGCCUGACACUAGAUGAUUUUCUGCAUUACAAACACUACAUUCACAAGCAGAUCUUUGAUGAACAGAUGAACGAGGAGAAGGAGGAAUUAGUUGUGUUGCAGUUUUCAGCUCUGGAUGGUGAUAAGAAGGGCCAGGUGGAGUGGACAGAUUUCUUGUAUCACGAGUCAUUACUGGUGCUGCAGAGAUUCCGGUCUGAGAACUCAUUGCUGAGACUGCUGACAGCCAAGGAACAUGGACGAGCUCGGCGCUGCUUCCUGAGCCUGGAUCAGAACCAAACUGGCUUAAUCACUGGGACUGAGUGUAGGAGAGCACAGAACUCUUGGUUCUGCAAAAAUUCCAAGGAGUCGCAAUCCUGCAAUGUCAGCAUCAGUCACGUUGGGCCCAUCUCUGAGAGCAGCCCGGCCAGCAGAGGGCGUGGGAGGCCACAGGAGAAGACCCUUCUCAUUCGGGAGCAGGAGGACAACAGGCGUGUAGACUGGAAAACAUUCCUGAGGGAAAAUGUGAUCUACAUCCUCGCUGCUCGGCCCAACAGUGCGGCCAUACAUCUCCGGCCUACCAUCUAACACCACGAAGACAGCACCAUUGGCGGACAGCCUGUCGUUCAUCCUCCCCACCCCAAUACUCACCUAUUAUCUAGCUCCUCCCUACCCCAUCCCCACCUUCUCCCAACACCAGCCCUCAAACCCACUCUUCACUCCCACCCCUCUCAACCUCAUUCCCCAUUUUCCCACCCCCUCCCUGUCCCACUCCCCAAUCCCCUUGUACACCCAACCAAACCCAGACCACGCCUCCUCAACCUCCCAGAUUGGAGAUUAGCAAAAAAAAACCGAGUGACAGGUCUGCACUGUCUUGUCGACACCUGUUCCUCACCUUCCCAAAGUGCCCCUGAAUUGAAUUCACCUGAAUAUUCCGUCCUCUAUAAUUUGUAUAUAUAAAGACAGCUUGGGCAGUCUGAUAGACCAACAUGUGAGGUCAAGCCAGCAACUCCCAACAGUCUGUUUGGAAACGAAGAACCAUGCCCUUUGGCUGAGCUUAAAUAUUCACCAAUCCACUGCAGGAUAUCGCUCUCCCUUGUAGUCAGCCAUCAUAUUGGUAUAUUUAUCGAUGAAAACCACCUGAUAAGCAAAGUCCCAAUCACUGUGUUCCUCCAGAUGCACUCUCCCCCCACCACUGACUUUACCCCCUCCCAUUUAAUCCCUCUCCCACAUCCCUGUGUACACUCUUGCCCUGUCAUCACUGACUCUACCCACUCAUUUAAUCCCCCUCCCACAGCCCAUAUACAGUCUUCCCCCCCGACAUGACUGACUCUAACCCCCCAUUUAUUUCCCUUCCCAUACUCUCACCCCAUCACUGAUUCCUAAGGAACAUUCUUUAAUAUUCUCUGUGAUAAUUAUCUGUGACAAGUCAUGCAGUUUAUGUGAGCUCAGCACCGCUGAACUCUAGCUGAAUAGUUUAUGCUAAUGACAUUUUCUGAGUCAAGCAGCGAGACUUUGACUCUGUGAAGAAUGAUGAACAGUUGCAGAGGAGCCUGAAGUAAUGGAGAACUCAAUUGUUAUGGUGUUGGACCCAAUGCCAUCUUGGCCUUGUUCAGAAGACCAAAGGGGAUAUUUGUGUGAUUGGGAAUUGGGUGUAAUAGUGACAGAUAGAACUCAGUAUAAGAUGACCACAAUGGUCCUGUGCUUGUGACUACCAUGGAAGGCUUUGGAAGGACAGAGGGUGAUGGCUAGGGUGGAGCAGGAUAUUGAUAGCAGGAUGUCGGGUUAUUAGAAUCUUAAAAAUGGAACAGUUGAGAUUGAGACGUAAUCUCAUGCAACACAGAGUAUAAAAGCAAAGUGGUAAUUCUGCUGAUAUCAAAGUUCAUUUGGAAUACCGGGUGCUGUAGUGAAUUUCACAAGUGGGAAGCAUCUCAAAUGUCUGCAGAACGGUUGAAGAUGGGAGCACAAACAUGAAGGACUCUGGGGCAACAGUGAGCUGGCAAUAUCCUGGGUUCAGAAAGCGUAGAGGCAGAGUUGGUGAUAUUGCAGAGAUUGAAGAAGGCAGUGCAUUGGGAUUGUGCUUUUGUGGAACUUAAAUGGUGUUUCCAAGGAGGACAAUGAAAUGCUGAAGGUCAUAAGCACACAAUGAAUGAAGAAACAUUUGACAGUGAAUGAGAAAGUGUUUUGCUGAUUAAUUUUCUCUGUUGUGGAAUAUAAUGUGGGAAAAUAUGAGGUUGUGCACUUUGGCAGGAAGACUCGAGGAGAUGACUAUUAUUUAAGUGGAGAAAGACUGCAGAAAGCUAUAGCACGGAGGGAUUUGCGGGAUCCUUCUACAUACAUCACAAAAAUUUAGCAUCUAGAAAGGGAAGACAAAUGGAAAAGGCAAAUGACCCCUUCUGUAAGGAAAGGUAUACUGGUGUUGGAAGCAAUCCAGAGAAAGUUCGCUAGGCUGAUACCAAUGAAGGGAUUGUCUUAUGAGGAGAGAUUGAGUAGAUUGGACUUGUAUUCAUUGGAACUUAGAAGAAUGAGACGUGACCUUAUUUGAAUGUGCAAGAUUCUUAGUGGACGCGACAGGAUAAAUAGGGCAAAUUUGUUUCCUCCUGUGGGAGAGUCUAGGACCAGAGGGUAUCAUUUCAGAGUAAGGGUUUACCCAUGUAAAACGAGGAUGAGGAGGAAUUUCUUCUUCCAGAGGGAAGUGAAUCUGUGGGAUUCUUCACCUCAGAGGGUUGUCAAUGCUGGCUGAUGAAGUAUAUUCAAGUUGUAGAGAAACAGAUUUUUAAUGAAUAAGGGAAUCAAGGGUUAUAGGGAAAAGACAGGAAAAUGCAGCUAAGGAUAAGCAAAUCAGACAUGACCUUAAAUGGUGAAGCAGACACAAUGGGCUGAAUGGCUUAUAUGUACUCAUUCAUCUUAUGGUUAAUGGGUGUGGUUGAGAAUGAGAUUGGGCCAUUGGAUUAUCAAGUACAUGAGUGAUAUAGUAAGCACAUGGAAAGGGAUUUGGGUCAUUUGGAUAUAGGGCAUGAGUGAAGAGAGGAGGCUUUGGGUUUUUCAGUUACGUAGCCAAGAGUAGGAUGUUUGAAAAGUUUAAACAGUCAGGAUAUAAAUGUCAGGAGAGAAAGAAGACAUGUUUUGCAGUUUCACAGCAGCAGUGGAAAGGAAGUCAUUUGCUUGAUUAAUUCCUGUUUAAAUCACUUCUGUGGAUGGUGAAACCAUUAAUGUGGUGUGACUGUAUAAUACUGUUGUGCGAAAUGUGAAAGGAUUCAGAUGGAAUAAAGUGAUUGAAGAGAGUG